Molecule: messenger RNA, 490 nt
Organism: Prorocentrum cordatum
Lineage: Eukaryota; Dinophyceae; Prorocentrales; Prorocentraceae
Source: the annotation of a GenBank genome assembly
CGGGGCUCCCGGCGAGGACUACCUCUACUGGGCGAAGAGCCUGGACUUUACCCACCCGGACCUGCGGGAGACUGCCGGCUGGGACGGCCGGUAUUGCCGCGUCAGCGGCUUCCUCGAGCCCGACGUCGUGGCGCUGCAGCACAACUUCUCGGGCCUGCAGGCGAAGGCCAGGGAGCUGUGCAGCACAAAGUACGCCCGGCGCGGAGCAGAGGGGCUGUCCUUCCUCGACAUGAUGUCCAGGGCCCGCCACGAGGACGGGGCGCCCAGCGCGGAGGAGGCCGACGUGCGGGCGGCGUGGAGCUGCGCGAUGGGAGACUUAGGCUGCGACCUCGCGAUGUGCGCCUACAGCUUCUGCGCCCGGGCUGGCGCGCCGGGCUCCGCGGGGCUCUACGGCGAUUGCCCCGGGUGGCACCCCGAGCGGGGCAUGCCGCCGCCGGCGCCCGCCGGCUGAGCCGGAAAACUCGCCGCCGGCGCGCCUGAAAAGCGGCUG